Molecule: messenger RNA, 1222 nt
Organism: Alosa alosa (allis shad)
Lineage: Eukaryota; Metazoa; Chordata; Actinopteri; Clupeiformes; Clupeidae
Gene: ppp1r14bb
Product: protein phosphatase 1, regulatory (inhibitor) subunit 14Bb
Exons: 4
Coding region: 483-866 (127 amino acids)
Biological process (GO): regulation of phosphorylation; innate immune response
Cellular component (GO): cytoplasm
Molecular function (GO): protein serine/threonine phosphatase inhibitor activity
Source: RefSeq, a predicted model, not a curated record
AAACUAAUUUAUUAUUGUAGGCUACAUUUUCAUUGUCAUAAUAAGUUGACUUAAUCUAGAACUUUUCCGAAGUUGUUCCGACCGGAAAUCACCGCCAGCUGAAUUUUAGACUCUUACACUCACAGAUAAGGACCCACGAGGAACGGAUGCUUUGACUGAAUUAGAUGCAAUAGAGGUAGGCUACUUUUCAGCUUCAAAUCAGAGAUCGAAUUGAAGCAAGGACUCCUCUACUCAUCGUGAACUGCGUGGCUGUAUUGUUAAGAGCUAUUAGCCUACAUUACGAGUCUACAAAUUUAUCCUCUAUGACCCUUAACUGCCAUUCUAAACGCGUAAAGUUGCCAAAUGCCUUGCAAAUUUGCAUGUCGCGAACAAUAGCACAGUAGUAGCGGCAUUUCAAAGCUGACUGACCAGCACACCGUCACGGGGAAGAAAAGAACACCUCCGAGUUUGCACCCACGGCAUCAAGAGGACAUUGACGGACCAUGGCGGCGGUAACAAGCCCGGAAUCAAGCCCACAGCCCCGCGUGUAUUUCCAGACGCCUACUGGUACCGAGGAGCCCGAAACUCCAGUUCGGAAGCAGGGAAGGGUGACCGUAAAAUACGACCGGAAAGAAUUAAGGAAGAGACUGAAUCUGGAAGAAUGGAUUAUUGACCAACUAACGGAUCUGUACGACUGCGAGGAGGAAGCCAUCCCUGAGUUGGAGAUCGAUGUGGAUGAGCUGCUGGACAUGCAGAGUGAUGUGGAUCGUGCCUCAAGGGUCAAGGACCUGCUAGUGGAGUGUUACAAACCUACUGACGACUUUGUGUCUGAGCUGCUGGACAAGAUCCGCGGCAUGCAGAAGCUCAGCACGCCUCAGAAGAAAUAAAAGCUCUUCCCUCACCCUCCCUCCUACCUACCCCUCCUCCUUUUCUCCCUCUCCCCCCACAGCUCUCAUCCUCUCAUCCCUCACAGGGCUCACUGCCCUCUCCAGAACUGAUGGAAGGAGUGGGUGAUGACUGUGACCGCAUCCCACAACCCCCCUCCCUCCUCUCUCUCAGGUUGGGGGAAGAGGAGCAGGGGAAGCGAAUCUAGUCAAUCAGAUCAGAUUAUAAGCAGGGCUUAUUAUGUUCACCAUCUCAUUGUAUUUUAUUCAACUUGUUGUUUUGUUUGUUUUGGGUUUUGAUUUAAUUUUGAUUGAAAAUGUCUUGAAGAGAAGGAAGCAGUUAUUUUUUUAUUUUAUUU